Messenger RNA from Racocetra persica, 175 nucleotides. The record is from the annotation of a GenBank genome assembly. Lineage: Eukaryota; Fungi; Glomeromycota; Glomeromycetes; Diversisporales; Gigasporaceae.
GAACUAUUGAACAUAACAAACAUAGUACUCAGAAGAGAAGAGUUAGAAAUAAUAACUAAAGAACCACUUAAAACAAAUCUUCAAGAACUAGAACAGAUAAGGAACAUACCAACCUACAAGAAUAAAAUAAAUUCUAUUCUAGAAGAAGCAAGAACCUUAGCUGCAGAAGAAAGAA